AGCCUGUAUUUGUAUGAGCAAGAGUAACUUUAUCUUGGACCCUGGGUGCUGUGGAAAUUCCCCAUGAAGAUAAACAACCACUAGAUGGACGGUGCAGCAGCUGCACGUACUGAUAGGAAACAAGUCUGUGAGGACUGAUAAGGUGACGUCAUAGGGCUCUAUUGAAGUCCUUAUAAUCUAGGACUUUGACAGCUAAGAGAGCCGGUCGGACUGAGGUGAGCGGGCCGCUCCUCUGUUCCACAAACCUUCUUGCUCGGUCAGACUCAGCCGAGCCUCUGCGGACCGACCAACCAGCCCAGCCGCCCUGCACACCGGAUUCUAAGUGACCCUGGGACUGGUUCGUUAUCAAAAUACUUUCCUAAAUUGUUAUUGCUAUAUUGAUGGCCGUAUUGCUGUGAUUAUGCUGCGCUGUGAUGCUGAUGGUGAGGGGGCUGUUCCUCCCACUGCCUUUUCUGUGUGAAUAAACGAGCGCACUGGAAGGCACGACACCUGUGUGUUUGCCUUAAUUCUCGCUCGAAGCCACGCGGAGGCCUCACUCAGUGCCAGGUAGAUCCUGGGGGUCUGCGAGUCUCUUGGGGUUCGUCCCCCUGACUUGCAGGAAGAGACUGCAGCGCGGUCUGUGAGCCCAGCAGACCUUCACGACAAGUCCCCGCCCCCGCUCGGCUGACACGCCCCCAGAUCCUUCCAGCUCCCGCUCCCGCCCCCAACCCUGGUCGGUGCGGUGCAGCGGCGGCAGAAUCGGCAGAGCGGAGGAGAGCAGGUCUGCACCUCUGCUUCCUCAACCAGGAGUCACCAAGAUGCCCAUCCUGGAAAAAGCCCCACCUAAGAUGGCAGCAAAAACUCCCAGCAGUGAGGAGGAAUCUGAGCUGCCCAAACUUCCAGUGCCCCCACUGCAGCAGACCCUGGACACAUACUUGCGGUGCAUGCAGCACCUGGUGCCUGAGGAGCAGUUCAGGAGGAGCCAGGCCAUCGUGCAGCAGUUUGGGGCCCCUGGUGGCCUUGGUGAGAUCCUGCAGCAGAAGCUCCUAGAGCGACAGGAGAAGACAGCCAACUGGGUGUCUGAGUACUGGCUGAAUGACAUGUAUCUCAAUAACCGCCUGGCCCUGCCUGUCAACUCCAGCCCAGCUGUGAUCUUUGUCCGGCAGCACUUCCAGGACACCAAUGACCAGCUAAGGUUUGCUGCCAAUCUCAUCUCCGGUGUGCUCAACUACAAGGCCCUGCUAGACAGCCACUCCAUCCCCACAGACUGUGCCAAGGGCCAGCUAUCAGGUCAGCAGCUCUGUAUGAAGCAAUACUAUGGGCUCUUCUCCUCCUACCGGCUCCCCGGCCACACCCGGGACACACUGGUGGCCCAGAAGAGCAGUGUCAUGCCCGAACCAGAGCACAUCAUCGUAGCCUGCUGCAACCAGUUCUUUGUCUUGGACGUUGUCAUUAAUUUCCGCCGUCUCAGUGAGGGGGAUCUGUUCACUCAGUUGAGGAAGAUAGUCAAAAUGGCUUCCAACGAGGAUGAACGUUUGCCUCCAAUCGGCCUGCUGACAUCAGACGGGAGGAACGAGUGGGCUGAGGCCAGGACAGUCCUCAUGAAAGACUCCACCAACCGGGACUCGCUGGACAUGAUCGAGCGCUGCAUCUGCCUGGUGUGCCUGGAUGCCCCAGGGGGCUUGGAGCUCAGUGACACCAACAGGGCACUCCAGCUCCUUCAUGGCGGAGGCUGCAGCAAGAACGGGGCAAACCGUUGGUACGACAAGUCCCUGCAGUUUGUGGUGGGCCGGGACGGCACCUGUGGCGUGGUGUGUGAACACUCCCCGUUCGAUGGCAUCGUCCUGGUGCAGUGCACGGAGCAUCUGCUCAAGCUCAUGAUGAGGAGCAGCAAGAAGCUGGUCCGAGCUGACUCUGUCAGCGAGCUGCCGGCUCCCAGGAGGCUGAGGUGGAAAUGCUCCCCGGAAAUUCAAGGCCUCUUAGCCUGCUCGGCAGAAAAACUACAAUGCAUAGUAAAGAAUCUUGACUUUACUGUUUAUAAGUUUGACAACUACGGGAAAACAUUCAUCAAGAAGCAGAAAUGCAGCCCUGAUGCCUUUAUUCAGGUGGCCCUCCAACUGGCCUUCUACAGGCUCCACAAGAGACUCGUGCCCACCUAUGAGAGUGCGUCCAUUCGCCGAUUCCAGGAGGGACGGGUGGACAACAUUCGAUCGGCCACUCCAGAGGCACUGAGCUUUGUGAAAGCCAUCACUGACCACAAGGCUGCCAUGCCAGAUUUGGAGAAGCUUCUGCUCCUGAAGGAUGCCAUCCGAGCCCAAACCGAGUACACAGUCAAGGCCAUAACAGGGAUGGCUAUCGACAACCACCUGCUGGGGCUGCGGGAGCUGGCCCGGGACAUGUGCAAGGAGCUGCCUGAGAUGUUCACGGAUGAAACGUACUUGAUGAGCAACCGAUUUGUCCUCUCCACCAGCCAGGUGCCCACAACCAUGGAGAUGUUUUGCUGCUAUGGGCCUGUGGUGCCCGACGGCUAUGGUGCCUGCUAUAACCCCCAACCGGAGGGCAUCCUUUUCUGCAUCUCCAGCUUCCACAGCUGCAAAGAGACCUCUUCUACCAAGUUUGCGAGAGCUGUGGAAGAAAGCCUCAUUGAAAUGAGAGAUCUCUGCUGUCCGCCACAGUCGGCCACAGGCAAGCCACUGUUGGCAAAAGAAAAACCAACAAGGCCCAGCCAGAGCCACAAACCUUGACUCCUGCCGCUAGGUGUCACCUCCCCAAACCCAACAUUCUGCAGCAGCCAGACCCUGCCCACCCCCUGCUCCCAACCCUCAACCCAGCUUUCUGCAGCUACCCUGUCCUCAGGGCCCAACUCAUAGCCCACACUGAGGUGUUACACAAAGCUGAGUGUCAGGGGGAAAACGUCCCUCGUUAUGCAUGGGAAUCAUCAUUAGUUAUCGAGGUGUCCUCUGCCUGUGCGCUGGAAGUAAGACCAGCCUGGCGUGAAGGCGGCCUGGGAAAGGUGGGGAAACGACACUGACUUCCCUCCAUGGCCUCAGAAGCUUAAUGUUGGUAUUUGCUUCUCCAGCAGGACCUAGCACGUCCAGGUCACGUUUGCCCAAUGAAAGAAUGAGUCACCUUAUUAAGUACAAUGUACCUAAAUGACUCAUGAGCAAAGAGGCUAACUCCAAGUCUUUACCUCUUUUCUUUCUUUUUGGGAGGAGUAGAGGGCUUUGUUUUCAGAUUCAAAGCAGACUGCUCAUUCAGAGUGGCCUGCACUGAACCAUACAGUCCUGUAAGCACCCCCUCCCCUGCACAAACACACACACACACACACACACACACACACACACCAAGUUAAUUUAAAAUAUAGUGACCUGGGCCCACAAACACAUUUCUCCUUUCGCGCCCCAGAGGCAGCCUUCCACUGAGUUCAGAAAAUCUGGUCUGGCUAUUCCGGAAGGGAAAACCCUCAUCUGCCAUUGCCCUGGAGUAGUCACUGCUCUCUGCUUCGCUGGAAGCCUCAGGGACAGUCCAGGAUGAGUAAACAGCACAGCCUGCGGCAAGCGGUAGGGAUGGAGGGAGAGCCAGUCUACUAUCCCAGGAUCCUGCCACUUGCGUUUUUCCUGGUUGCUUCCCCACUCCUCUUCACAGGAAACACGCCCAGACAGGUGAUCUGCCUUGUAGAGAAGAUGAGAGACGAUUGGUUUGGGGGCUUUCUGUGGUUGUUGUUGUUGUUGUUAUUGUUGAUUUGUUUUGUUUUAUUCAUUCUUAAGAGAGGCUCUUAAGAAAACUGCUGUGAUAUUAAGUUCAGGAAAUGAUCUCAGUGGUUUAAGCAGGACACCCUUAGAGAGCUGGGCUCCUUUGCGUGGAGGAUGUUGUCCAGGGAUCGGGACUAAAACCCAUGUGGAGGAGCCCUGGGCAGGGCUCUCCGCUGGCCUCAGGGGCUGAGAGCACAGCUGGCAGAAAGCAGGGCCAGGAGGAGGGAAUGGCCUAGUCCAGCGCUGGCCCUGACGGAGGGGCAGACAGUCCACAGAGCGAGAGUUGAGAUUGUCCUGAGAGCUGUGAUUGGGGAGGAGAUCUUCCAAUUGGGGCAUAUUUUUAUGAGAAAUCUAAAAGGACAAAGGAGUGGGAAAGCAACCAGAAAAAUCCAAGCUGCAAAUAGCUGAGGCAGUCUGCUUCUGUCCAGAGGAGGCGCUGUGCUCCCUGGGGAGUUUCCUGAAAAAGUUGUCCCGACCUCCACCCCACCCAUCCUGCUGUGCUCUGCACCAUUCUGAGCGUUCCACUCUGGCCCAGGGACCCUGCACAUGUCCCUUCUUUGGGCCACUGUGCAUGCUGUCCGCAUUUGACCUGUGCUGAAGCAUGCAGGGCUGAGAUGGGGGCAGGCAUUCUGACCUUCGCUCAGCUCUCUGAAAACACAAGCAGCCCCAACAGUCCUGGUUUUAGAUUGCAGACCUCUGUUGGAUGAUCUGGAGAUUCUGGCACUGCCCUUCGAAGUCACUGGUCUGUAGGUCCUUGCUCCUGCCCUCAGGCAUCUCCCUCCUGCUCCCCUGGGAAAGCUGCAGCCCAAGAGUCCUGCAAAUGUCUGGGGAGCUGCUAUCCAACUGCUGUAAGCUGACCCAAAGCCCCUUGUCUGUUCUCACCCAAUAACCACAGUGACGAUCUGAGUUCUCUUCUGGUUUCCCUCUAUGGAUUUCUGGGCAGGCAGAGAGCUCUGGUUUGGGUCAGGCAGCCCUGCUGACCUUGGCCAAGAGAUUUAAGUGCUCAGAGACUCAAUCCCCUCCAUCAUCAAGUGGGGACAAGAAUGUCCCAAACUUGCAGGGCUGUGAGCAUUGGAGAGCAUGUGUAUAAAGGGUUUUGCACAUGCAGGUGGGCACUGGUGCCCACUGUCAGGAUGGCGUUACCCCAGUGGGCAUUGUUUGGGUGAUUUUUAUUUCAGAUGUUUUACACUGACUUGAACGAACCAAACUCACAUCUGCCAUUCUCUGAACACAGGGAAAGGAAAGUGACUCUGUAUAUUCAGAUAUCAACCAUGCACUGUGAGGGCUUUGAGAAGUGUGGAUGGGGGCUGUUUGGCAGGAGGGACACCUCCUCUCUCUGAGGAAGGGCUGGAAGCUGGUCUUCCCCCUCCAAGCACAGGUGGCUUCCCCGAGUCUUUAUGCAAAGGCAACACUGAGCCAUGGCCACGGACAUCUCUGUGGGGACCCUGGUAAAGGAGACUUCCCAGUGCUUCAAAGAGAUGGAAAAUGAAACCUGGAGACAGUCAUUGUGGGAUAGUGAUGCAUAAUAAAAAUGUAUGUGGCCACCUUACAAUACUGCUAA
Messenger RNA from Rhinolophus ferrumequinum (greater horseshoe bat), 5292 nucleotides. RefSeq names its product choline O-acetyltransferase (gene CHAT). The record is from RefSeq and is a predicted model, not a curated record. Gene Ontology annotation, cellular component: neuron projection; cytoplasm. Lineage: Eukaryota; Metazoa; Chordata; Mammalia; Chiroptera; Rhinolophidae. Gene Ontology annotation, molecular function: choline O-acetyltransferase activity. The coding region runs from base 798 to 2723 and encodes 641 amino acids. The transcript has 15 exons. Gene Ontology annotation, biological process: acetylcholine biosynthetic process; neuromuscular synaptic transmission.